AUGCCACCGAGGCGGGAUCCAUUACGCGCCAUCGACGUUCCAAAAUUUGGGAAAAAUAAAGAUCUAGCAAACGAUGACUUGGAUGAUAAUGAUAAUGAUGAUUUGGAGCUUGGGUCCGAGGGAGGGUUUAUCUACGAGGUCCCCAAGAACAUUCGUCAAGGAAAUGAAAAAGCCUAUACUCCUCAAUUAAUUUCAAUAGGCCCUCUUCAUUACAGAAAAACAAUUUUGGGUAAAAUGGCAAAGUAUAAAUUGAGCUAUCAAAAGAAAUUUUGUGAAAGGACUUCGACUAAGACAUUGGAAGAUUUUUGGAGCUUCGUUGAACGCAAGGAAAAAGCAAUUCUCAACUGUUAUGAAGCAUCAUCCAUCAUUGACGAUGACAUUGUAGUGAUGAUAUUUUAUGACGCACUCUUUAUCGUCGAGCUCUUAUUGAGGAACUAUGAGAAGGAAACUGCAAAAGAGUUGGGAAUUAAAGACUUCUUAUUAAAAGGAACGUGGUCGGCUGGUCUUCGGAGGGACUUGAUUCUACUCGAAAAUCAGAUCCCUUUCUUUGUGCUUGAAGAACUGUAUGAGUUAUAUCGUAAAUCACUUCGUGAAGAUAAAUUACAUUCAGCCUGCUCUACCCCUGCCUCUGAUCUUUCCUUUCUUCAUCUUGCUUGCCUCUACUUUGAUAUCCCAUGGGAUAAAAGGUUCAAUAAUUUAAAAAUCCUACACUUCACCGGUUUGCUAAGAUGCCAUCUGGUCAAAAAUUGCCAUCCAUCCAUGGCCCAAGAAAGUAAAACUGAAACAGUGUAUAGUGCGACAAUGUUGCAAGACGCUGGUGUUGAGCUUAAAGCUGCAGAUGAUGAAAAUGCAAGCUGGCUUGAUAUAAAAUUUCAAGGAAAGGAGCUUAAUAUCCCCAAAUUGAAUGUGCACUCCAACACUGAAGCUUACAUUCGCAACGUCAUGGCCUUGGAGAUGUGCCACUAUCCAGGUGAAGCCUAUGUUUGUGCUUACAUAGAACUAAUGAAUUAUCUCAUUAAAACUGACAAAGAUGUAGAUUUGUUAAUAAACAAAGGGAUUUUAAGCAAAGAAGGCAAAAGUGAGGGAAUUCUCGUUAGCAGAAUAAAUCCCAGCAAAAUGAUGGUUGGUAUGAUUAAGAAACUCAUGCAGCGAGUUGGCGAGCCUCCUGGUUUGUACAGUGAAACAGGGAAUCAACUAAACCAGCAUUACAAAAAUGCUCAGAAGCACGAAAUAGCAAUAUUCUUCAAGGCGAAUCUAGCAAUUCUGAAGCGUGUGUAUUUCACCAAUCUUUGGCGAGGAACUGGAACUGUCGUUGCUUUUAUGAUGGUUGUGCUUACUUUCAUUCAAACCGUGUUGGCAUUUCUUAAAUGA
Durio zibethinus is the source of this 1371-nucleotide messenger RNA. Its product is annotated as UPF0481 protein At3g47200-like. The record is from RefSeq and is a predicted model, not a curated record. NCBI's taxonomy places the organism in Eukaryota, Viridiplantae, Streptophyta, Magnoliopsida, Malvales, Malvaceae.